GGGGAGAUCUCCUCCCCACUGCUCUCAGUGGGGAGGAGAGCAGAGUAAUGAAGCCAGUUCAUUGGUGAUUUAUUAUAUCCCCAGCCCAGCCCUGAGAUAAUGACCUGAAAUCAACGAACACUGAAGCUGAAGGCUGACCAGGGGUAGCCCAGUCCUCCUCCUCAAUCGCCAAGCCCUGUGCUCUCUGGGGGCGGAAACCCUGUCAUUUCCCAAACAAGCCCUCGGCACUGAAAAGCCAGGUUAAGUCUCUCCCCUCCCAUCGAACGUCUCUGUGCUAAAUGAGCCUGGCGAUCGGACUCUCACUCAGCAGACGUGGUGACCCGGGCUCAUCAGGGCUCAUUAUAAACCCUUUCAGCGGCUCUCUGAUCUGGCAGCGUGUUCUUUCAAGGACGCGGGGGUGUGGCAGAGGGAACAGCCGCUGUACAAAACACAGGAUUUAUACUGCGGGAAGAAAACAAACCAUGUUGUGGUCAUGAAUAUAGCACAGGUGUGCUCCUCUGGAAAGAGCUGCCGAGGCCUCUUCAGUUAGUCACCUGUCAUUGGAAGUCAGCGGGCGUUUAUCUCUGGUGUUGGUAAAUCUCCCCUAUGAAGAAAGCUUAAUGGGCUCACAAUACACUUUCCGCUGGAAAUUGCAACUAGUGGGGAAGCUCUCUUUCACAGACGCAGUUUGGUAAUGGGCCAAUAUAAAAGGCAGCCUGACGCCAGCUGAGCUGCCAUUUUGCUCCACGCUGACAAGUCAGUUUUACUUUGCUCUUGAGUUUAACGUUUCCCCUUCCCCACAAGAUCAGGCCAUGAAAAUACAUUUGAAAAGCAAGCAGACACAAAGAGCUAUCUUCCUCAAUCCUAGUCUUUCGCAGGCUGCAGGCAUGCUCACAGCCCCUACCUAUACAGCAGGAACUCCACCGUGUCUUCUGCCACAGCAGAGCUCUACGCUGUGUAGAUCUCAGAGGAGGGAGACAUCACCUACUACACGUCACCUCUGUAACUGGCUCAGCGUACUGGGCCUUGUUACACAUGUUCACUUGUUCAGGACCCAGACACACCUGUGGGCAAGAGAACACUCUUCAACACCAAUAGCCUAAACUAAUACCCAAAAUGGCAAAGAACUGCCUGAAUCACCAAGAGAAACUGCACUUAAUCAAUGGGGUAGAUGGAUAGCUUUGUGUUGCCAUAGGAUAAAGCACAGAGGUGAACUUGCCAUUUCGGUCAAAAGACUUAUGGAAAAAAUUAAUUUGUGGCACAAAUUCCCAUCCCCUGAAAAAACAGGAUAGCCAUUUAAUGGUGUUUAUAACAGAGGUUCGGGAAAAGACUUUUAUCCUUAUUUCUCAUACUUGCAUUUACUAUGUAUAUAAGCCUCACAUCCAGGACUUCCUUCCGUGUUUCUCUCCCAUCCCCCCACCUCCUCAUCUACAACCUUGCAGCAGACUCCUUGGCUCAUUCCCCACAAUAGUGAGGGGGGGUUGGGCAGCCUAUCCAAAAGAUAGACUGCCAUUCUCUCAGCUAGUGGGCGAUGCCAGAUACUUUAUACACAUUUCGCCUCUCCAUUGCAUUCGUCAGGAUCUAACCAAACUACAGAAAUGUUGUUAACAGGAGAAAAGAUCGAGGGUUAUAGAGGGCAAACCACAGCCCAUAUUUCAUUUCAGGGGUAUACAUUAGUGACAAUGUGGUUAGCAAUUGGGAGUAAAAUGGGAAAGAAAGCUACAGUAUAUAGUAAUAACAACAAUAAAGGCUCUGAAAAUUACAUGAAAUGCCCUCUAGACAGGAAGACUGAUUGGCAGGAACUGAAGCUGGGUCAUGGACACCUCUUCCUUUUUUAGUCCCAGAAAAUAAUGAAAAUCAUUUACAAAUGAAGAAGUACAUUUAAGGAGACACAAAGUAAGGGAUACAGUACUGCAGCUCACCAGAGAGACAGACAGAAACACAAACGUGCCUGUUUGCUCCCGACUCCUGGUUUUCUGUUGUAGAGAAGAAUGGUGAGGAUCACAGCAACUGUCUGUCUGCCUGCUGAUCUACUAAUUAGGUGAACCUUUCCUCAUGUCUCUAGAGCUUGUUUCUUUACACAAAGCCAAAUGCGGAUUUUGAAACGGAGCCUGAGUAAAAGACACUCGUACUCCUGCGACCCGGAAGUUAAUCCAGAGCUUCCUGUGAAACAGGAGCUGCUCUCCUUGUAUUGUCAGGGCAGUGUGCAGCCUCAGAGGACUUGAACAGUGUCAUCGGGAUGCUUGUGGAAGAUCUUCUACAGCUAAAAUUACUUUAGCAAUCCUUCCAGCCAGUUGGAAAGCUGCAGCAGGAACACUUUCUACUUUAACAUGAAAUUGUGUGAAAGUAAUUGUUUAUGCUUGAGCUGUUGGCAUGUAUAAAUUCCUUAUAACCCUUUAUAACAGGCAUUAUAAAUGGUGAUCACGAUUUUCUCUGACUCUGCAAAACCAUUAAUACAAGUAAGACAUGUGAGAACAGACUGCUGGGCUCAUGCUCCCCCUGUGCCCAGUUGCUGUGCCACAGCCACCCUACUCUUCCUCUUUGUUGGCAAGGUGGAUCUUGGGUCUUGUACAGCUUUCAACUGAGCACUCAUUGACCAUAUGUCUCCACCAGCUGGCUGCAGCAAGAUCACAAAUAUUGUCUGCUUUUGACAGGACAGAGGAAUCCACAUCCGAUGAUGAAAAAAGAAGGAACUACGGAGGCGUGUAUGUGGGCCUGCCCGUUGACAUGACCGCCAUCGCCGGCAGCCAAUCCAAGUCCACACAGAAAGACUAGCAGACGUGAUACAAGGCAGGACACGGACUACAGUAGGCCUGCCGCAGCUCGUCGACGAUGUGAAAGAUUGCACCCUUCACUAAAAAAAAACAAAAACAAACAGAGUCUGCACCUGUUGUACCUGCCGCCACCAGUAAGGGGGAGCAAUAAGGAGGAAGACCCCACGCCCAAAGAUCUUCAACAGGCUGUGCAGCAUGGCAGAGACAUUCCAGAGCCAGAUCAACACGCCGACGUGAAGCCACGAUGCCUUGCAUUUUUAUACUCUUUUUGUCCGAAGACCUCGUCCAGGAAAACCCUUUCACUGAAUGACUAACAUCAGUGGCACCAAUAAGUGAAGCUGGAGGAAGGGCUAGCGGGUCCCGAUUCCCCAACAAACCCUGGGACCUCAGACCAGACGACAAGCAGAGAGCUUUGUACACCCCUGACCCUCCAGCUCAAAGACUCCAAGCAGUGAUUUGUAGAGUUAAAAUGGGGGUGGGGUGGGGUGGGGGGGGUCGAAUCUGGCUCUGCAAGUCCUCAUUGGUUGACCAGAGGAACGGUGAAGAGAGACAGUCAGGGGAGUCAGUGGUUAGACGAUCCGCCAGUGUCUAUCUGUAUAACCCCAGCCACAUGCUUGUAGUAAAAGGUCUGUCUGCUUUGGCUGCUCUCUCACUGCACAUGCAGACUCAGGGGUGCCUAAUCCUAAUCCCGGGGAGACAGUGUGUCUGCAGAUGUUUCGGGUCUUUCGGAAGCAGCACCUGAAGAGCUGGGAGAAGCUGUUCGAUCGGUCCCGUCACAGCCAGUGUUAGGCUGAUCGAGCCUGUGAAGAGAUAAGUUGGAACGACUUCUGCGCCACCCCUUCAGGAGCAGGGCUGGAGAUCCCUGGUGUGAAAGACAACUUUUCUUUACAGGCAAGCCUGAAAGAAGAUGAGGAAGACACUUAGCAUCGACUGCAUCACAGCUGUGUCUGUGUCCCACUCAGGGUUGUGCGUUGGGCUACUGGGAAGGAACGCUCCAAUGAGCAGCAGUCUGGCCUUGAUUCCAGGUCAGAAUCUGCUUCUAAAGUGGAUCAAUCCCAUUGCCUGCCCAAGCGAGACUUUCCAGAAUUGGCACAUUUUUAUAAUGAAAAUAAAAAAAAAGCUAUAAUA
Lepisosteus oculatus (spotted gar) is the source of this 3881-nucleotide messenger RNA. Lineage: Eukaryota; Metazoa; Chordata; Actinopteri; Semionotiformes; Lepisosteidae. The record is from RefSeq and is a predicted model, not a curated record.